Molecule: messenger RNA, 699 nt
Organism: Strongyloides ratti
Lineage: Eukaryota; Metazoa; Nematoda; Chromadorea; Rhabditida; Strongyloididae
Product: Proteasome subunit alpha type-4
Exons: 1
Coding region: 1-699 (232 amino acids)
Cellular component (GO): proteasome core complex, alpha-subunit complex; nucleus; proteasome core complex
Source: RefSeq, a predicted model, not a curated record
AUGGAAGCUAUUUCACAUGCUGGAACAUGUCUUGGUAUUCAAGCUAAUGAUGGUAUACUUAUUGCUGCUGAAAAAAGAAAUGUACACAAAUUGCUUGAUGAAUCUGUUCUUGCUGAGAAAAUCUAUCGAAUUUCUGAAAAUAUUUCUUGUACUGUUGCCGGACUUACAUCAGAUGCUUUAAUUCUUAUUAAUCGUCUUCGUUAUUGGGCUGCUGAUUAUAAAUUACGUUUUGGUGAACCAAUGCCUGUUGAACAGUUGGUACAAACCUUGUGUAAUGAAAAACAAAGAUUUACUCAAAUUGGUGGUAAAAGACCAUUUGGAGUAUCUCUUUUAUAUGUUGGAUGGGAUAAACAUUAUGGAUAUCAACUUUACCAAUCUGAUCCAUCUGGAAAUUAUACUGGAUGGAAAGCAACAUGUAUUGGAAAUAAUCAUCAAGCUGCAGUUUCUUUAUUGAAACAAGAAUACAAAUCACCUACAAUUGAUGAAGCUAAAAAAUUAGCAAUGAAAGUUUUAUCAAAAACUCUUGAUGUUAAACUUUCUGCUGAUAAAGUUGAAAUGGCUGUUCUUAAGCAUAUUAAUGAUAAAACUGUGUUAGAAAUUUUAGAUAUUAAGGAUAUUGAAACAUUGGUUAAGGAACAUGAACAACGUGAGAAAGAAGCUGAAGCUGCUGCUAUUCAAUCAUCUACGUCAAAAUCUUAA